AUGAGUCUAAUAGAAGUCACUAAAGAUCAACUAGAUACAGAGAUUGAAGUAGACCUUCGACCGCAUUCUCCACAAUUAAUUCACUUUGCAUCGUCAUCAGUAUCAUUGAAUGGCAAUCCCAGUUCUGGAAAGCAAAUAAAUAUAGAUGUUGAUGUAAACACAGCUGUUUGUGCAAAAUACACAACUCUGGAGUAUAUUGUGUUGUACCCUUUUGAAGAGCAGAAAAUAACUAUAUCAAUUAACGAGUCUAGUACAAAUGCAGAUGCAGAUGCAGAUGAAGAUACGAAGCCAAAUACUACAAAGUGCAAGGAUUGUGAAAGACGCAUACCUGUUGCUUCAUUUGUGCUUCAUGAGUUGCAUUGUACUCGAAACAUACUCAAGUGCAAGCAAUGCUCAGCUAUAGUCCCGAGGGACACAAAUCUUGCUUUCAGUUCGCCGCCUGCCGCUACCCAUCAUGGAACCUUUACGUGUGACCAGUGUAAAACGCAUGAGUUUGAAAAUUAUUUUGAAAUGGUUAUUCACCAGCACACUAGUUGCGCACUGAAAUUGCAUAUUUGUAGAUUUUGUCACUUAUCGGUGCCUCAAGGAGAAGCUGAUUAUGUCGACAAGACAUUGGGGUUAUCGCAUCAUGAGACAGAAUGUGGCGGGAGAACAGAUAUUUGUCCUACAUGUAACAAUAGAGUUAGGUUGAAAGACUUUGCCAACCAUUUACAAUUGCACAAACUCGAGUUGCCAAAAACUUUUAAAAUGUGUGCAAAUGAGCAGUGUGUUAAUGAAGUUGCAGCUAAUGCUAGUAGUGGUAACAGUGGUGCUCACGUGUUGCAAUUGUGUGACACUUGUUAUGGACCUUUACAUGAAUGGAGAGAAGAUCCUCAGCACCGGUUAUUGCAAAAUAGAUUGGAGCGAAGAUACUUCUUGCAGUUGGCUACGGGGUGUGGGAAUCUGUACUGUAAUAAUCCAUACUGUCGGAUGAAUUUAAAGAAUGGUGCAACAAGUGUUUCUUCGCCCAGUACCAAGGAAGUUAUGAAGCAAGUGCUUUUGUUGAUGCAAAAAGUGAAACAUCCUCAAUUGCCGAUGAAUAAGAGUCUUGAAGCAAAAGAAGGUAGCGGAAAUGAUAAUUGGUUUUCUUUUUGCGUGACGAGUGAAUCAAUGGCAAGGAAAAAGAUUUUGUUUGACAUGUUGCUGAGCGAAGGAGAAUUCGAAAAGAGUGUAAUUUUACAGGCAUUGAAACAAGCUGGCGACAAUGAAGGAAACGUUAGAGAUUGGUUGUUUAACAAUGCAGAAAAGAAGAGAUAA
Lodderomyces elongisporus is the source of this 1296-nucleotide messenger RNA. RefSeq lists its product as uncharacterized. The coding region runs from base 1 to 1296 and encodes 431 amino acids. Gene Ontology annotation, cellular component: mitochondrion. The record is from RefSeq and is a predicted model, not a curated record. Lineage: Eukaryota; Fungi; Ascomycota; Pichiomycetes; Serinales; Debaryomycetaceae. The transcript has a single exon.